UCCCCAACUGUCGAUGCAUCCCUCCUCUCCGCCUUUUUCAUCUCCCUCUAUCUCGCUCUCCAUCACCCAGUUCCCCCUUCCUCCUUCUCCCACGAUUUUUUGUGACAGAGGCAAACAAGCAUCAAAGCACCAUCGGUCUCAACGGCAGGCGAGCACCAGAUCCCACGACUUGCAACACCAUGCGAAAGAUACGACGAACAAGAGAAAGAGAAGAUAGCAAGUUGACAGACUCUAUGUUGAGGCUGGCAGAACAUGUUGCUGUGGAGAUAGCUCUAAACACACUUGCAAAUAGAGGCCCUUCUAAGGCGCCGCCUUCAAAAGUUUUGUGUGUAAGAUGUUCUCUUUGGAGUUCGUGGCUGCGGGAUAUGAAAUUUGAAGGAUACGUUGCGAAAGUUGGCACCCAGGUGGUGGUAUCGAUGUUCUCUUUGGAGUUUGUGGCUGUGGGAGAUGGAAUUCAAAGAAGGAUACAUUGCAAAAGUUGGCCCCGAGGUGGUGUAGUAUUUUGGAAAGAUCCAUGAUGCUUUUUGAGAAUCCUAGAGCAUAAGUAGUAGUAAACUUUAUAUUUUGUUUCCUGGGGCGAAACUUUGUUUUGAUGGUUUGAACCAUGAUGCCAUUAUUAUGUAGCUGAAAGGAUUUGGCUAAUGUUUCACAGUAAUGACAAUUUGUUUACAUGAAAGCUAAUAGAUUUUUGCUAUUUAUGAUUAUGGUUGUCCAUGGUUGUAUGAGGUGGUGAUGGAUUCUAAAUAUGAGCAGGGAAUAUAUAAAAAAUGUUUGCCAGGAGAAAUAUUCAUUGCUUGCAAGG
Messenger RNA from Rhododendron vialii, 802 nucleotides. RefSeq lists its product as uncharacterized. The record is from RefSeq and is a predicted model, not a curated record. Bases 180 to 518 code for a protein of 112 amino acids. The transcript has 4 exons. Lineage: Eukaryota; Viridiplantae; Streptophyta; Magnoliopsida; Ericales; Ericaceae.